CAAACCAUUCGCCCGAUUUGAUCCACAUCACCACUUUGGUUCCUCCCAUUUUUCAUUUCAAAGUGAUACUAAUAAGCAAGUGCAAGGAUAGCUAGCUUGACAGUGUGGAAGUAGUAGUAGGAGCAAGAGGCAAAUUAAGGGGAAGCUGCAGGUGGUAGAUGCGUAAUGCGAGCGGCAGCAGCUGCUGCUCUCGGGUGGCGGCGCCGUUGCAUGCGCAAGUGCUUGGCUCGCCGUCUCCUUCUCAUGGCUACGGCGGCGCCGGCGACGGCUGUCUUCUGCAGGCACCUCCCCCGGCAGUCGUCUGCGGGGAGAUGCUGGCACUGACGACGCCGGCGCCGCCGUCUCUUCUCCAUGCACUGGCCUCCCUCAACGUCCUCCUCCUCGUCGCCUACCUCCUCCUCUUCCUCCUCGCCAAGCUCGCCGCCGGCCUUCACCGCCGAGGCCAUGGUAGCUGUGACGAGCACCAGGUCACGGAGACCUCCGGGAGGGAGGAGUUCGCCGGCGCCGACGACAUCGCCGGAGUGCAGCAGCAGCAAGCGGAGAUGCUGUUCUGGUUCGACGAGGCCGUGUUCGAGGACACUGCUCUGCUUGGUGGCGAAGGAAAGGAUCAGCUCAUGUACGACGCUGCCACCACACCACCUACACCUACACCUGCACGUUGCUUGCAGGUGGAGAGCACCUUUCCCAUGGUGGAAUCCACCCGACGAAUCUCGCCGCACCAUCGCCAGUGCAGCUUCAGCCAUGAGGAGCCCAAGGCCGCCGCCGCCGCCGCCGCCGCCACUGCGUCGAGCCAGAAGGAUAUCAUUCCGGCCGCCGUGCCAUCACCGGAGAACGUUCCCGUCGAAGCCGGGGAAGAGGACGGCCAUGGCGAACACGGAGAAGAAGACGAUGAGGAGGAGAAGAGGUUUAGGGGAGAUGACGUGAAGCUGUUCGUGAACAGCCGGGCGCUCGCCGACACGAAGAAGCUGCUUCUGGAGGGCGCCAUGGCCGGGAAAGGAGGAGUGCAGCGCGAGCGCGAGGAGGAGAGCAGGUUGGGCGCGUCGACGCUGACGAGCGAGUCGACGUCGAAGAGCUCGGUGGAGUGGCGGAGCUCGACGGUGACCAAGGACUCGGAGACGGAGUACCCCUUCUCGUCGUCGUCUCGCCGGAGCUCGUCGCGGUGGGAGUCGUACGCUCUCUUCCGCAAGUACGACGAGGACAUGGUCUACUUCCAUCGCGUCGGCGCCCAGAAGCUCACCGAGACAGAGUCGUACAGGUCGAUAAAGUAUCAGCCGCGAUCGGUGUCGGAGCGGAUCGUGCAGAAGCUGACGCCGAAGCCGCGGCCGGCGAUCGGGCUGAGGGACCCGUACCCGGAGCUGGAGCGGGUGUACGUGGCGCAGAUCUGCCUCACCUGGGAGGCGCUCAACUGGAACUACGCCAGCUUCCGCCGCCACGCCGGCGACAUCGCGGCGAGGUGCUGCCCGGCGCGCGUCGCGCAGGAGUUCCAGCAAUUCCAAGUUCUUCUUCACCGGUUCAUCGAGAACGAGCCCUACGAGUACGGACUCCGCCCGGAGGUGUACGCCCGGAUGAAGAACUCAUCCCCCAAGCUUCUCCUCGUCCCAGAGUUCAGAGAUGAGGAGGACGAGAAGGACGAUCUGAUAUCGGCGGUGCAGUUCUUGUACAUACUGGAGGAGUCGAUCAGAACGUUCAUGGCGUUCCUGCGUGCAGACAAGAGGAGCCACUACCAAAUGUUCAGAGAAAUGGUGAAGAGGAGGACCAGCUCCAUGGAUCAGACUCUGGUCAUCACCCUCAAGAAGGCCAACAAGAAAAAGAAGAGCCGGCUCAAGGACCUGACGAGGCCAAGACGGUGUCUGAGGAGGACGAAGCUGAGGGAAGAAGAGGAGAUGUCAAUACUGCUGGGCUUAAUCGACCUCAAGAUCGUGGCCAGAGUGCUGCGAAUGCCGGAGAUCACCGAUCAGCAGCUGCACUGGUGCGAGGAGAAGAUGAACAGGGUCAAAGUCGACCCGGCUCAGGGCAAGAUGCAGAGGGACCCGUCUCCUCUUUUCUUCCCUGCACAUUGACAGCAGCAUCAGCAGCUGUAACUAGCUAGUCCCUGCUUGUAAUCUACUACUUUUUUCUUGCCCAUCUCCUCUUCAAAUCUUCCUUUGUUGAUAUAGUGAGAAAAAGAUAAAGUUGCAUAGACGACAUGAGAAUAUGCAUGGCACGCAGCUAGCCUGAUCUAGUUCUGUAAAAAGAGAGUCAGAGAUCGAUGAAGAGAUCGUGUAAAGGCAAUAUAUGUGUACUUAUGUAUUUAUACAUAGUAGAUAAAUAAGAGACCCACAUCAAUCUUGUAGUUGGGUGCAUGUGAUGUGGUGGGGGUGAGAUACUAUAA
Oryza sativa Japonica Group (Japanese rice) is the source of this 2371-nucleotide messenger RNA. RefSeq lists its product as uncharacterized. Lineage: Eukaryota; Viridiplantae; Streptophyta; Magnoliopsida; Poales; Poaceae. The record is from RefSeq and is a predicted model, not a curated record.